CUGUCUCCGCCCCUUCCGGAGGGAUCUCCCCUCCCCCGCGUGGGGUUAGCUUGUUUUGCCCAAAGCUUUCCUCUCUUUAUCUCCACUAUGUUGCUCAGUUCCAGUCCCCGCCGGGGAAGCCCCACCUUACCGGGGACCCAACUCUGGCCGCCCUUAGCCCGGCUCAGGCGAGUCCCGCCUUCCUGCAGUCUGUCCUGAAGGCAAGGCAGUCCCUCUCUCCCCUGCUCCCUUCCAUCCUGCCAGGCUUCCCCUCUUCCGAUCAUCCCUGCUCUCUCGGAUCCUACUCGGUCCCCUCCUCGAAGGCCAACCUCAGGGCGCCCCACCCCUGGGCACCCCCUUUCUUAUUGUCCCACUCUCUCCCAGCCCAGCACUUCCCCUGGACGGCCCUUGGCAUAAGCUCCGCCCUUCUGGAGAGGCCGCGGCUGUUGGUGUCCGCUGUCCCACGCUCCCCUAGCCCCUCCCUUGGACAUCCCCUAGGCUGGUGAUGAAGCCCUUCCUAGUGGCAACUGGUUGGGAAUGGCUGAAGGACUAUUUACUGUUAGCGGCCUGCCGGGAGGAGGGCGAACAGAGGGAAGGGGGCGUGGCUGAGGGGGGUGGGUCCGGGCCUGGAGAGUGAAAGCGAAAGCUGGGGCCGCGAGCCCCGAGAGUCGAGAGCUAGCAACUGGGGAAGCAUGGCCAAGCCUUGUGGGGUUCGCCUGAGUGGAGAAGCCCGUAAACAGGUGGAUGUCUUCAGACAAAAUCUUUUCCAGGAGGCUGAUGACUUCCUCUCUACAUUCUUGCCACGGAAAAUCAUAUCCCUGAGUCAGCUCCUGCAGGAGGAUUCCCUCAAUGUGGCUGACCUCUCCUCCCUCCGGGCUCCUCUGGACAUCCCCAUCCCAGAUCCCCCACCCAAGGAUGAUGAGAUGGAAACAGACAAGCAGGAGAAGAAAGAAGUCCCUAAGUGCGGCUUCCUCCCUGGGAAUGAGAAGCUUCUGGCCCUGCUAGCUCUGGUGAAGCCAGAAGUCUGGACUCUCAAAGAGAAAUGCAUUCUGGUAAUCACCUGGAUCCAGCACCUGAUCCCCAAGAUUGAGGAUGGAAAUGAUUUUGGGGUGGCAAUUCAGGAGAAGGUGCUGGAGAGAGUGAAUGCUGUUAAGACCAAAGUAGAAGCCUUCCAGACAACCAUUUCCAAGUACUUCUCGGAACGUGGGGAUGCUGUAGCCAAGGCCUCCAAGGAGACCCAUGUGAUGGAUUACCGGGCCUUGGUUCAUGAGAGAGAUGAGGCAGCCUAUGGGGAACUCAGGGCCAUGGUGCUGGACCUGAGGGCCUUCUAUGCUGAGCUUUAUCAUAUCAUCAGCAGCAACCUAGAGAAAAUCGUCAACCCAAAGGGUGAAGAGAAGCCAUCUAUGUACUGAGCUAAGGACUAGAAGGAAAAUAAAUGACUUAUACUUUAUAGA
Messenger RNA from Onychomys torridus (southern grasshopper mouse), 1433 nucleotides. RefSeq names its product proteasome activator subunit 2 (gene Psme2). Gene Ontology annotation, molecular function: endopeptidase activator activity. Gene Ontology annotation, cellular component: proteasome activator complex; cytoplasm; nucleoplasm. Bases 672 to 1391 code for a protein of 239 amino acids. The record is from RefSeq and is a predicted model, not a curated record. Lineage: Eukaryota; Metazoa; Chordata; Mammalia; Rodentia; Cricetidae. The transcript is spliced from 11 exons. Gene Ontology annotation, biological process: regulation of G1/S transition of mitotic cell cycle; regulation of proteasomal protein catabolic process; positive regulation of endopeptidase activity.